Messenger RNA from Adelges cooleyi (spruce gall adelgid), 1989 nucleotides. Its product is annotated as polycystin-2-like. Gene Ontology annotation, cellular component: membrane. NCBI's taxonomy places the organism in Eukaryota, Metazoa, Arthropoda, Insecta, Hemiptera, Adelgidae. The record is from RefSeq and is a predicted model, not a curated record. Bases 1 to 1908 code for a protein of 635 amino acids. Gene Ontology annotation, molecular function: calcium ion binding. The transcript has 13 exons.
AUGUCAGAACCCAGCGUUCGCCGUCGUAGAGCACACGAGUCACAGCAUGAUGCCCGAACCGACGACCGAACGCCCAAAGUCAAAUUCCCUACGCGUCAAAUCGCUAUCGACCUGGACGACCGGAAUAUGUACGUCGACUGUUCGAUCAAAGAGCUGUUCUGGUACAUUUUGUUCUUCGUGUUGCUCAUCGUCUCCUGUUCCGGCAUGUACGCGUACAAGGUGCUCGCCGUCGACGAUGAAAUUUCCUUAUUGUUUCUGGGCACCCAGUUUCAGUUGACGCUCGAAAGUCCGGCUUUGAACUACCACAACAUUUACACCAGAACACAUUUUUGGAAGUAUUGCGAAAACGUGCUGUGCGAAAAACUGUACGGAAUUUACGGCGGUAAGACUAUCGACGACAAAUCUACCAGUGGUGUCUUAAAUAAUAGACUGCUUUACGCGCCCAGAAUCAGACAGGUUCGAGUAAAAGGGCAACCCUGUCGAGACGGCAAAAGAAUAAACUAUUUUUUCGACACUUGUUAUGCACCGUACACGAUAGACACUGAAGAUAAAAGUAACUUUGGCAGCGAAAAAUGGAAUUAUUCGACCGACGAAGUAACUCAGGCUACAAAACACCGUGGAAAAAUCUCCAACUACGGAGGCGGUGGCUAUUACUUCGACUUCCCGAAAAGUAAAAACGAGGCCAUAUCGUUGUUGAAAAACCUUCAGGACAAGUCGUGGGUGGAUCGUGGCACGAGAGCAAUUUUUGUCGAUUUUGCCAUUUACAACGAAAUCAACAAAAUCGUUUCCACCGUCAAACUAAUAUUGGAAUGUCCGGCGGCGGGCAACAUCAUAGCUACGUCUCACGUGAAAACCGCUCAAGUCUACAACUACAUAGUGGCCGACUCGUUGAUCGUGAUCGCAGCCCUGACGGCCGUCUUGGUGUUCUUUGUCUACUACACCGUGGCGGAGCUGUUCGAAUUGGCGUACUUCCGACUUGGCUACUUCACCGUGUUCUGGAACCUGAUAGAUUUGAGCAUAAUAUGCCAAGGAUGGUUUUGCACGUACAUGAUCGGGUUGAUAUUGAUAACGGAAAGCAAAUCGAAAAUCAAGAGUACCGCGGCAUCCGGCGAGGGCUACAGGUUUUUCAGCGACUUGGUAGACAGACACGUGACGCUCAUGUUGAUGGUGUCCUACUUGUUCUUCGUGGCUUGCAUCAAGAUCAUCAAGUACUCCGACCUGACCAAAUACACGACCAUCAUAUACUUGAGCAUGGACAGGGUCCAAUCGUUUUCCACACCGGGAUCCGCCUUCGAGUCGGCCAUGAAAAUACUGAUGAGAGAUUUUGAAUUCCGCACCAUCGAGCUCAUUGACGAAAAGCUAAUGGUCAUGUUCUUCAUCCUGUUGACGUUCGUCGUGAUUUACAUUCUUCUGAUCAUGUUGGUGGCGAUCGUGUCGCACGCCUAUCUCAAUUUGGACGUGGAAGAACUCAUUGGCGACCGGAAGCAUUUCGUCUGGGACCAGGCUCGCGAAGACGGUCUGCUGAGGCGCAUUGGCUUCGGCAAAUGGGCGGAAAAGCGCAAGGACGACAGGAUGAAGUAUAAGCAUAACUACAUCAGCUAUCGCGAGGCUCGCAGUCUGCUAAAACGUUGCAAUUUCUCCGACCAGGAAGCGGAAGCUCUGCUGAAACGAUUCGACAUCGAACCUCAGAAAACUGUGCACGAAGACGAGGCCAAGCAGAUAUUCAACGACUUGUCCAAGAAGCUGAAAUCGUUUGGAAACAAAGACGGUACCGACGGAAAGACCGGCAACGUGUCGCUUGUCAAAAGAUUAAAGGAUUACGAAGAAUUGAUAGCCAACGCGAUUGAAGAAAUUAAUGCAUCGCUGAACUUGGUAUCGACCCGUUCGAAGUCGGUUCGCACCAAGUGAUCGACAAGUUAAUGAAGAAAGCACAGAUUGCGCCUUUGCUUUCCUUCUGCCAUUUUUUUUUUUUGUUCGUUUGAUGAUUGA